Messenger RNA from Abrus precatorius (Indian licorice), 1185 nucleotides. RefSeq names its product exopolygalacturonase-like. The coding region runs from base 1 to 1185 and encodes 394 amino acids. Lineage: Eukaryota; Viridiplantae; Streptophyta; Magnoliopsida; Fabales; Fabaceae. The record is from RefSeq and is a predicted model, not a curated record. Gene Ontology annotation, molecular function: polygalacturonase activity. The transcript has 4 exons. Gene Ontology annotation, biological process: carbohydrate metabolic process.
AUGUGUUCAAAAUAUUUGUUUCUGUUUUGCUUACUAGUUUGUAUUGCAGAAGCACUGCCUGAACAAAAAAGUUUCAAUGUAAUAGACUAUGGGGCAAUUGCAGAUGGCAAGACAGAUAACACUGAGGCAUUUUUGAAAGCAUGGAGUGAUGCAUGCAAUUGGGAUGGAAAUGCAUCAACAUUUUUUAUCCCAAAAGGAACUUUCAUGCUCAAAAGCGUUGUAUUUAAAGGUCCAUGCAAGAGUUGGAGUGUCUUCCGCAUUGAAGGUGUUCUCAGGGCUCCAAUUGAUCCAUCUUUGUUCACUGAUAAAAAAUGGUUAAACUUCAGAUAUGUUGACCAUCUAAGUGUUAAUGGAGGUGGCACACUGGAUGGUCAAGGAUCUGCCACUCGACAAAUAUGUAAAAACAAUCCAAAAUGUCAAACUCUUUUUACGACUAUGGAAUUUGACUUCGUGACCAAUGGUUCAGUGGAAAACGUGUAUUCUGUUGAUAGUAAAGGAGGGCAUUUCAUAAUGUUCGCAUGUGAGAACAUGACAUUCACAAAUCUAACUCUAUCAUCCCCAGUUACAAGUCGUAACACUGAUGGUAUCAAAAUUGGGCAUUCAAAAGAGAUAAAUAUAAAAAGUGUGAAUAUUGGCACUGGUGAUGAUUGUAUUGCUAUGAUUUCUGGCACAAGAAAUGUUCAAAUUUCAGAUGUGUACUGUGGUCCUGGUCAUGGAAUUAGUGUGGGAAGCAUGGGUAAGAAUGAUGGAGAAGAAAAUAUUCAAGACAUUGUUAUCAAAAAUUGCACCUUUAAUGGAACUAGUAAUGGUCUUAGAAUCAAAACAUGGGCAUCUCCUUUGAAGGAAACCUUGUAUGCUUCAAAUUUUUCCUAUGAAGACAUUACUAUGAAUAAUGUGCAACAACCCAUUGUUAUUGAUCAACAUUAUUGUCCACUGCGUAAUUGCGACCCCAAGGAAGAUUCAUAUGUGCAAAUCAGCAAUGUGACAUACAAAAAUAUUCAAGGAAUUGGCAGCACUGAUAUUGCAGCCAAUUUUAAUUGCAGUAAAAUUAAGCCAUGUGAAAACAUAAUUGUAGAGAACAUUAAUUUCUGGCGUUAUGGUGUCAAGGGAAAAGAACAGACAAAUUUUUGCUCUCAUGUCCAUGGUUCUUCUUAUGGCACACAAAUUCCCCCAUCCUGUAUUUAG